AUGAGGAGGGACAACGUGACCUGGGUGAGUGAAUUCAUCCUAAUGGGUCUCUCCAGUGACAAGAACAUACAAGCUGGACUCUUCGUCCUGUUUGGGACCACCUACCUGCUGACCCUGCUGGGCAAUGGUCUCAGCCGUCUCCUGAUUGCCCUGGACCCGCGACUCCACCUGCCCAUGUACUUCUUCCUCUGCCACCUGUCACUGGUGGGCAUCUGCUACACCACCAGUGGGAUCCCCCAGAUGCUGGCACACUUCCUCUCAGAAAAGAAGACCAUCUCCUUCACCCUUUGUGGGACCCAACUCUUCUUCUCGCUGACUCUUGGGGGAACGGAAUUCCUGCUUCUGGCUGCCAUGGCCUAUGACCGCUAUGUGGCCGUCUGUGACCCCCUGCGCUACCCGACGCUGAUGAACCCUCAGGUGUGCAUGGCACUAGUAGGGGUGUCUUGGUCUGUGGGGGUGGCUAACUCUGCUGUGGAGACAGCAGUCACCAUGAGCCUGCCCACCUGUGGGCACAACGUGUUGAACCAUGUGGCCUGUGAGACACUGGCCCUUGUCAGGCUGGCCUGUGUGGACACCACCAUCAACCAGGUGGUCAUAGUGGCCUCCAGUGUGGUGGUGCUGCUGGUGCCCAGCUGCCUGGUCUCUCUGUCCUAUGCCCACAUUGUGGCUGCCAUGCUGCAGAUCCGGUCCACCCGGGGAUGCCGCAAAGCCUUCGGCACCUGUGCCUCCCACCUCACGGUGGGCUCCACGUCUUAUGGAAUGGCCCUUCUCACCUACCUGCAGCCACGCUCCACGGCCUCUGCCGAGCAGGACAAGGUGGUGGUGCUUCUCUAUGCUGUGGUCACACCCAAGCUGAACCCUCUCAUCUACAGUCUGAGGAACAAGGAUGUGAAGUCUGCUCUGAGCCGAGUUCUGAAGAAGAGACCGAAUCAAAGCAGUAGGAAGUGA
Jaculus jaculus (lesser Egyptian jerboa) is the source of this 948-nucleotide messenger RNA. Its product is annotated as olfactory receptor 2F1-like. Gene Ontology annotation, molecular function: olfactory receptor activity; G protein-coupled receptor activity. Gene Ontology annotation, cellular component: membrane. The transcript has a single exon. The coding region runs from base 1 to 948 and encodes 315 amino acids. Gene Ontology annotation, biological process: G protein-coupled receptor signaling pathway. The record is from RefSeq and is a predicted model, not a curated record. Lineage: Eukaryota; Metazoa; Chordata; Mammalia; Rodentia; Dipodidae.